CUGGCCACGCCCACCCGAAUCCGGGUGCUCUGGGCCGCCAAGAUGGCGCUGGUUAUAGAAUCCCCGGUACCUGCAGCGGCCGGAGCCGGGCCCGGGAGCUCGGCGCCGGGUACCGAGUAGCGCUGUUCUGGCCACGGGGCUGCGCUCGAGGGUUCGCAGUUCCCCUCACCUCGGGGGACACCUGCGUCCUUCCUCCCUGGCGCGUCCAUGAACUCCGUGUCGCCGGCCGCGGCGCAGUACCGCAGCGGGAGCCCGGAGGACGCGCGCCGGCCCGAGGGUCGCCGGCCGAGGGGACACACCCGGAUCCCCGAUCCCAACAGCCUGGGACCUUCGGGGUCGGGCGGGGCAGCUCUAGGAUCAUCUGGGACCGACCCCGCCGAGCCUGACGAGGUGGAUAAGUUCAAAGCCAAGUUCCUGACAGCCUGGAACAACGUCAAGUAUGGUUGGGCAGUUAAAAGCCGGACCAGCUUCAGCAAGCUCUCCAGUGUUCACCUCUGUGGACGACGCUACCAUUUCGAGGGAGAGGGUGAUAUCCAGCGGUUUCAAAGAGACUUUGUAUCUCGACUAUGGCUCACAUACCGCCGGGACUUCCCACCCUUAGCUGGGGGCAUCAUGACCUCAGACUGUGGCUGGGGAUGUAUGUUACGAAGUGGUCAGAUGAUGCUGGCCCAGGGCCUGCUCCUGCAUUUUCUGCCUAGAGACUGGAGGUGGGUGGAGGGCACGGGACUGGCUCCCCCUGAGAUGUCAGGGUCAGCCUCUCCCAGCCGCUACCGAGGACCUGGUCGUCGUGUGCCCUCACGAUGGACCCAGGGUACACUGGAGAUGGAGCAGGAUCGUUGGCACCGGCGGAUUGUGUCCUGGUUUGCUGACCAUCCACAGGCCCCCUUUGGGCUGCAUCGGCUAGUGGAGCUUGGGCAGAGCUCUGGCAAGAAGGCGGGAGACUGGUACGGGCCCUCUGUGGUGGCACACAUCCUCAGGAAAGCUGUGGAGAGUUGCUCAGAGGUCACCCGCCUGGUGGUGUACGUCUCUCAGGACUGCACAGUGUACAAGGCGGAUGUGGCACGCCUGGUGUCCUGGCCAGAUCCCACAGCUGAGUGGAAGUCUGUGGUCAUCCUGGUACCUGUGCGACUGGGUGGUGAGACCCUUAACCCCGUGUAUGUGCCCUGUGUGAAGGAGCUCCUUCGGUCAGAACUCUGCCUAGGCAUCAUGGGGGGCAAACCCCGGCAUUCACUGUAUUUCAUCGGCUACCAGGAUGACUUUCUGCUCUACUUGGAUCCCCACUACUGCCAGCCCACAGUGGAUGUUAGCCAGGCUGACUUUCCCCUUGAGUCCUUUCACUGCACCUCGCCUCGCAAGAUGGCCUUUGCCAAGAUGGACCCCAGCUGUACCGUAGGGUUCUACGCUGGGAACAGGAAGGAGUUUGAGACUCUUUGCUCGGAGCUGAUGAGGAUCCUCAGCUCCUCCUCAGCCACAGAGCGAUACCCCAUGUUUACUGUGGCUGAGGGCCAUGCUCAGGACCACAGCCUGGAUGCCCUCUGCACCCAGCUCUCCCAGCCCACACUGCGGCUGCCUUGCACAGGACGCCUCCUGAAGGCCAAACGGCCCAGCUCUGAGGACUUUGUAUUUUUAUAGUGGGAAGGGAUGGGGAAAGAUGCCAGACUAUUUAUUUUUUUAUUUAUGUCAUGUCAGGCAUGGGAUCUAGAACUCCGAUGGCAGUGCUGGAUCCCCUGUCCUCAUGUCCCCCAUCCUCCCCAACACAGAUGACAUCUGUCUAGGCCCCCAGCUUGGGGCUGUGCCCUUUAGCUGCCCCCAUGCCCGCUCAGGAGCCAGGGAUGGAGAGUGGGCUCCAGGGCACUCACUCAGGGCCUGAUUCAAGUUCUGUAGCUGCACUGGAUCACUGUGCUCACUGGUCCCAAGGUCCCAAAGCCCUGUCCUGGGAGAACAGACUGGCUGCUGGGUGGAGGCUGAUAAAGAUGCAGACUUGAACA
Messenger RNA from Onychomys torridus (southern grasshopper mouse), 1988 nucleotides. RefSeq names its product autophagy related 4D cysteine peptidase (gene Atg4d). The record is from RefSeq and is a predicted model, not a curated record. Bases 208 to 1632 code for a protein of 474 amino acids. The transcript has 10 exons. NCBI's taxonomy places the organism in Eukaryota, Metazoa, Chordata, Mammalia, Rodentia, Cricetidae. Gene Ontology annotation, molecular function: protein-phosphatidylethanolamide deconjugating activity.